Messenger RNA from Cynara cardunculus var. scolymus (artichoke), 2609 nucleotides. RefSeq names its product beta-glucosidase BoGH3B-like. Gene Ontology annotation, biological process: glucan catabolic process. Lineage: Eukaryota; Viridiplantae; Streptophyta; Magnoliopsida; Asterales; Asteraceae. The coding region runs from base 110 to 1243 and encodes 377 amino acids. The record is from RefSeq and is a predicted model, not a curated record. Gene Ontology annotation, molecular function: beta-glucosidase activity. The transcript has 7 exons.
CAUGGGGGGUUUGAUGGUCCAUGUAUGUGGACUCAAUCAGUUCUUCUCGUUGACCUAUUCACUCUGUAUACAUAUUUCUAAGAAACCCACUAAAACAAUCUGAACGAAAAUGGGGAAUCCCAUCUACAAGAACCAAGAUGAACCAAUUGAAUCAAGAAUCAAGGACCUUCUCUCUCGUAUGACCGUAAAAGAAAAAGUUGGUCAGAUGACCCAGAUCGAACGCAGCGUCGCCACCCCUUCCGUCAUCAAAGAUCUAUGCAUCGGUAGUAUACUCAGUUGUGGUGGCAGCGGGCCUUUCGAGAAAGCAACGUCGUCCGAUUGGGCGGAAAUGGUUGACUCAUUUCAGAAAUCAGCUCUCGACUCUCGGUUAGGGAUUCCCAUUUUGUACGGGAUUGAUGCUGUUCAUGGUAACAAUAACGUAUAUGGCGCUACAGUUUUUCCGCACAAUAUUGGUCUCGGAGCUACCAGGGAUGAUGAUUUGGUUCGGAGAAUUGGGGAAUCUACGGCUAUUGAAGUUAGGGCCAGUGGAAUUCACUAUAAUUUUGCUCCUUGUGUUGCUGUAUGCAGAGAUCCCAGAUGGGGAAGAUGCUAUGAAAGUUUCAGUGAAGACACACAAACCGUUUGUAAAAUGACUUCCAUGGUUACAGGUUUACAAGGACAACCACCAGAAGGAUACCCCAAGAACUACCCUUUUGUAGCUGGAAGAACCAAUGUCGUUGCAUGUGCGAAGCAUUUUGUUGGAGAUGGUGGUACUGAACAGGGUGUGAAUGAGGGAAACACCAAAGUAUCAUAUGAGGAUUUAGAGAGGAUCCAUAUGGCUCCCUACCUUGACUGUCUUUCUCAGGGUGUUUGCACGGUCAUGGCUUCUUACUCUAGUUGGAAUGGCACCAACCUCCAUGAGAGCCAUUUUCUACUGACAGAAAUUCUAAAAGAGAAGCUUGGGUUCAAGGGUUUUGUUAUCACUGAUUGUGAAGCACUUGACCGGCUUUCCCAUCCUUAUGGAUCAAAUUAUCGAAAGUGUGUUUUGUCAGCCAUUAAUUCAGGGAUUGACAUGGUGAUGGUGCCCUUUCGUUAUAAGUUAUAUCUAGAGGAUUUGACACAUCUAGUAGAAAGUGGGGAGAUACCAAUGAGCAGGAUUGAUGAUGCUGUUGAGCGGAUUUUACGAGUGAAGUUUGUAGUGGGACUUUUUGAAUAUCCCUUAAGUGAUAAAUCUUUGUUAGAUUCAGUUGGUUCCAAGUUCUAGGAGAGUGGAAAAGACCUGGAGCAAUAGAGAGGUCUGAAGAUCUUUGAAAUCUGAGAUCACCUUUCAGGGCCAUGAAGAAGAUGCGGUGAGCUGGUUUGAAGAGUAUGUCUCCAUGUAUUGACGACUACAUAUUUGUCGGUGGGAAUCUAGUUUCUUGGAAGAGCAAGAAACAACAUAAACUCUCCCGAUCAAGUGCCAAGUCAGAGUACAGAACCAUGGUAGAUGUCAUGUGAGAUGACAUGGGUAAAAAGAAUUCUAAGAGAGAUUAUUGAUGACUUGAUGAAAUUAUAUUGUGAUAAUCAGUCAGCAAUUCAUAUAGCCAAGAAUCAAGUAUUUUAUGAGAGGACUAAUCACAUUGAGGUUGAUUGUCAUCUGAUUAGAGACCGGUUUGUUGGAGACAGGCCCUCCAUCGAUUCAACCGGUAAGCAUUAGGGCUGAGCAUCAGCUUGCAGACAUUCUCACAAAGCCAUUGCAGAAACCCCAAAUAGAUUCAUUUAUAACAAGUUGGGCAUGAUUAACAUCUUUGCUCCAACUUGAGGAGGAGUGUUAGACAUCUAGGGUUUUACUUUCUUGACCUCCUUUGUGUAGUUUCCUAAUAUAAGACUCUUUUGUAUAUAUAAAUGCUUGUAUCCUCUCCUAUUGUGAAUAAGACAAUACAAUUCCCAAAAUAUUAUCAUGAUGUAAGAAGCUGUUGAUGCGGUUUCCGACCAAAACAUUUUUGCCAAUCUGAAAUUUGACAACAUACAUCGAACCUUUUCCAAGAUCCUUCGGUUCAUACUUUCUACCACACCCUUUUGUUGGGGAGUCUGGACCACCAAAUGGUGUCUAGAAAUGCCUUGACUAGUGCAAAAGGCAUUAUAAUCCGACGAACAAAAUUCUAGACCAUUAUCCGUCCAGAGAUAUUUGACAUGCUUGUCGGUUUGCUUCUCUAUCAUAGUCUUCCAAUCAUGGAAAGUAGCAAACACAUGAUUUUUAUGUUUGGAGAAAUAAGCCCAUAAUGUAUGCGAGUAGUCAUCAAUAAUGAUCAGCAUGUACACUUCACCACUAUGCGACUGCACUCUCGCCGGUCCUCAUAGGUCAGGAUGCACGUACUCGAGAAUCACCUUGGUGGUGAACUCCAUAAAUGAAGUUCUCACAGAACGGGAGCUUCUUGAUCACUUGGCUACACAAAAGUUUCUUUUUGCUCAACUCCAUCAAACCGGCAUCACCCAUAUGCCCAAGUCUCAUGUUCCACAACUUUGUUUUUAUCGACAUUUGACGAAGGUACCUGAGCAUCUCCUAUGAUGGUAGUGCCCAUCAGAAGAUACAAAUCUGCACUUUACCGAGUGCCCUUCAGAUAGACGAGAGAACCUAUAACCACUUUGAU